This is a messenger RNA of Symbiodinium necroappetens, 354 nucleotides long. NCBI's taxonomy places the organism in Eukaryota, Dinophyceae, Suessiales, Symbiodiniaceae. The record is from the annotation of a GenBank genome assembly.
AUGCUGAUUUCCGGAAAUCCGCUCGUCAGCGCCGCGGGCGAGGACAGCACUGAAUCCGCCGACCAUUGCUCACGCAUCCCAGGCGUCUGGUGUCUAAAUCUGGCAAGGCACCAGGGUGGUGCCACUGGUGUGCUUGAAGUACAGCUUCUGGACAACAGCCGAUUGCAGAGCGGCUGCAGUGUCAGCCCGUUGAUCGGAAGCUUCGAGCACUUCGAGGAACUUGGCGAAAGGACUGGACUUGCAGAAACGGCAGCUGCCAAAGAUACCAUGUGCCUCAUUGGAAUGUCGUUGAUGAUGCCGCUCCUGCCCCCAACAUUUCCAGCAUCCCUGAUUCCGGGCAUCUUGGAAUUGUGA